GAGAAGAGAUGAUAGUAUGCGGUUUAGGGCGUAAAAGAAGAAACGAAGCCGUAGAAGAGGGCUCUUUCUUGGCUGAGCAAACAUAACAAACUUAUCCCCAAAUUCUUCCAAGAUGGAUCGGUACCAGAGAGUGGAGAAACCUAAAGCAGAUACUCCUAUUGAUGAGAAUGAGAUUCGUAUUACAAGUCAAGGAAGGAUGCGCAGUUAUAUCUCAUACGCCAUGACUCUGCUUCAAGAGAAAGGGUCUAAUGAAAUUGUAUUCAAAGCAAUGGGAAGAGCCAUUAAUAAAACUGUGACGAUAGUGGAGUUAAUUAAGAGAAGAAUUGUUGGUCUCCACCAAAUCACAGUGAUUGGAUCUACGGACAUUACGGAUACAUGGGAGCCCCUGGAGGAAGGCCUCCUGCCUUUGGAGACCACAAGGCAUGUCUCUAUGAUUACAAUUACCCUCUCUAAAGAGGAACUUAAUACAUCUGCCAUUGGCUAUCAGCCUCCGUUGCCAGCAGACCAGGUGAAGGGGCCUCUAGAAUUUGAUUAUGAUGGAGAGGGAUCACCAAACCGAGGUAGGGGUCGUGGUGGUAGGGGCAGGGGCCGUGGGGGAAGAGGGAAUGGAUAUAUUUCUGAAUAUGGAGAUGGCAGCUGGGAUCGCAACAGGGGCCCCAGCAGGGGCAGGGGUCGAGGAAGAGGACGUGGUGGUUUCCGUGGACGUGGAAGAGGAGGAUAUAAUGGUGGACCAUCAUAUGCUGAUGUGCAGCAAGAUGGAGGAUAUGGUUAUGAUGCACCUGCUCAAGGCCGUGGUCGUGGCCGUGGGAGAGGAGGAUAUCGUGGAAGGGGUCGUGGAUUUAGAUCUAAUGGGCCGAUCCAGGGAGCUGAAUGAUGAUGCUUAUUUAUGUUCCUUUGAAUGCAUGCUGUUGGCUAUGUAUGUUUGAUUGCUUCUCCCUAUAUCGUAUUUAUCAUAUAUUUUUUUCUUCAAUUGCAUUUGUUUGGCGCCUUGGUCUGAACUAGGAGUUUAUAACUUUAGGUCAUAUUUAUGCGUAACCUGUAGACUAAUCUUUUGUAGUUUAUAAACUGUUGUCUUGAGGCAUUGUAGGUGUAGAUGUGUUGUUUGAACAAGCUGUAAUUUUUUCUUUUCUAAUUGAGCAGUGCAUUCUUUUA
Molecule: messenger RNA, 1152 nt
Organism: Mercurialis annua (annual mercury)
Lineage: Eukaryota; Viridiplantae; Streptophyta; Magnoliopsida; Malpighiales; Euphorbiaceae
Exons: 9
Coding region: 113-874 (253 amino acids)
Molecular function (GO): RNA binding
Source: RefSeq, a predicted model, not a curated record